Numida meleagris (helmeted guineafowl) is the source of this 504-nucleotide messenger RNA. It is a transcript of the gene TAF10, whose product is annotated as TATA-box binding protein associated factor 10. Gene Ontology annotation, cellular component: nucleus; transcription factor TFIID complex; SAGA complex. Gene Ontology annotation, molecular function: RNA polymerase II general transcription initiation factor activity; promoter-specific chromatin binding. NCBI's taxonomy places the organism in Eukaryota, Metazoa, Chordata, Aves, Galliformes, Numididae. The record is from RefSeq and is a predicted model, not a curated record. Gene Ontology annotation, biological process: transcription initiation at RNA polymerase II promoter.
CGCCCGUCUCGGCCGCGGCGCCGCCCGAAGGAGCGAUGUCGAACGGCGUGUACGUGCCGCCCGGCGCCGCCAACGGCGAGGUGAAGCCGGUGGUGUCGGGCACGCCGCUGGUGGACUUCCUGCUGCAGCUGGAGGACUACACCCCCACGAUCCCGGACGCCGUCACGGGCUAUUACCUGAACAGAGCGGGCUUCGAGGCCUCCGACCCGCGCAUCAUCCGCCUGAUCUCGUUGGCCGCGCAGAAAUUCAUCUCUGAUAUUGCCAACGAUGCGCUGCAGCACUGCAAGAUGAAGGGAACGGCGUCGGGGAGCUCCCGCAAUAAGAGCAAGGACAAGAAGUACACGCUGACCAUGGAGGACCUGACGCCAGCCCUUGCGGAAUACGGCAUCAACGUGAAAAAGCCGCAUUACUUUACGUGAAGACGGAGGGAUUGUUUCUUGGGACUUUUUUUAGGGUUGCUUCUGCGCUAUUAAACCACUGGGUAGUUUUUUUGGUGGAAAGGCA